AGCACUGGCCACGCAGAUUUCAGUGGAGCUUGGACCGAGCGCGGUGCCGUACGUAUGAGUAAUUUUUAAAGUGUCCCUCCCCAGUGUCCCCAGUGCAGCAGCAGCAGUCGUCAUCGCAGUCGCAGUCGCGGGUGAAUCGAGUGGCCAAAGGAAUUCUCAUACGAAGGAAUGUGCGCGAAUUUCGCGAAUAAAAUAAUAAUAAUUUAAUUGUGAAUUUAAACUAUAAAAUCGAAGCCUCAAAAUGUCAAUGGAUCCAACAGUUUCCUUGGACGAUCUGGAGCGUCGACGACGUCGUGCCAGCUCGGUGCGGAAGGCGUCACAGACGCCGCAACCGCCGCCCCAUUUGGCCGACUCGGAGGCCAUGGCCGUGAUCAAUGAGAUAUUCAAUCCGUCGCUUAAGCUGCCCGACAGCAGUGGCCACUACACGCUGCCGGAGGAGAUGACCGCUGAGGAUGAUGUGGCCCCCCACGAACUGGACAUUUCGAAGCUGGCGGAGCUGAAGGAAGUUUUCGCGCUCUUCGAUACGGACUGCGAUGGCCUGAUAUCGAAGGAUGAUCUGCGCUUCACCUACACGGCCCUCGGCAAUGAGGCCAACGAGCCGCUGCUGGAGCAGAUGAUGCUGGAGGCCAAAGAGCCGCUCGACUAUGAGGCCUUUGUGCGCCUGAUGUCGCGACGCACACAGGAACUGGACCCCGAGGAGGUGCUGCUAGAGGCAUGGAGCAAAUGGGAUGACCAUGGCACGGGCAAGAUCGAUGAGCGCAGAAUGUACGAGGAACUGACCAACUAUGGCGACAAAAUGAGCCUCAACGAGGCCAAAGAGGCGCUCAGUCAUGCGCCCAUGGCCAAGCCCAAGUCCCUGGAGGAGCCGCCGAUGAUCGAUUAUCCAGCCUUUUGCCGCAUGCUUGGCGGAAUGCGCAAGCGGAAAGGAAACUAACAAUCAAAAUGGAAUAUACAUAUUUUUUUUUGUGUUUGUUUUUCCAACAAUCUGAAUGGUUUUCGAGAGCACAGGACUUGUCGUAUCCCACCAUUAAUUUCCCCUAAAGAUUAUGCAAAAUUUAAACAUUUUCCCAUUACGUACGAAAUUCUUGCCCAGAAGAGGAAAAAUCCCUGCUAUUAAAAGGAUUUUCCUCGUAGCCAUGCAGGGAAGGGAGCUUGCUCCUUUUUCCCAAUAAAUUUGGCAGCUCCAAAGAUAUGGGAAAACCACUUGAAUAUCUGCUGACUCGGCAGCUGCUUUCAAUAUCACAAUCGAAUAACUCUUAGCGCCAACUUUUGUUCGACUUUUUAUCAAAAUAAAUCGCAAGGAACCAAAAGAG
Messenger RNA from Drosophila obscura, 1313 nucleotides. Its product is annotated as calmodulin. Gene Ontology annotation, cellular component: myosin II complex; cytoplasm. Gene Ontology annotation, biological process: post-embryonic development; locomotion. The transcript has 4 exons. The coding region runs from base 242 to 934 and encodes 230 amino acids. The record is from RefSeq and is a predicted model, not a curated record. Lineage: Eukaryota; Metazoa; Arthropoda; Insecta; Diptera; Drosophilidae. Gene Ontology annotation, molecular function: myosin heavy chain binding; calcium ion binding.